CACUAUUCAUUCACGCGCUCAUAAGUUUGAAGCAAAGCCUCGACUCUCAGCUCAACUCCACCUGUCCGUUACUGAGUAACACUGCUGCCACUUUCUUAAGGAAAUCUAUAGCACAGCUCUUGUAGACGAGCGUCUUGCUAUGAGGACUGUCGGGAGGCGAUAAGCGUGCUGUCCGGUACGAGUUAUUUUGGAGUAAUUUUCGAUUGAGAGGAGAGUCUUUGUGGACAUUUGAGUGCGCGCGCUCGUCGCUGAAGAAUGUCGCGCGACCCGGAGGAGGUGAAUAAGCUGACCGAGAGCACUUACAAGAAUGUUAUGGAUCAGUUCAACCCGGGGUUACGUAACCUCAUAAACCUGGGAAAGAGCUACGAGAAAGCCGUUUCAGCCAUGGCUCUGGCUGGGAAGCAGUACUUUGAUGCUGUAUCUAAGAUCGGGGAGAACGCAGCCGUGUCUCCAGUGUCCAGGGAACUGGGGGUCGUCCUGAUGGAGAUCUCAGACGUCCACCGGAAAGUCAAUGUAGAACUGGAGGAGAACUUCAGACGGUUUCAUCGGGAGGUUAUUUCAGAGUUGGAGAGGAAGACAGACAUGGAUGUGAAAUACAUGACGGCCACAUUCAAGAGAUACCAGACCGAACACAAGAUGAAGCAGGACUCGCUGGAGAGAUCGCAGUCAGACCUGAAGAAGCUCAGGAGGAAAAGUCAAGGAAAGAACGCCUCGAAGUAUGAGAGUAAAGAGAACGAGUGUCUUGAGACUCUCACUCACCGUCAGAUGGACAUGCAGAAGUUCAUCGCUGACGGCUGUCGAGAGGCUCUGCUGGAGGAGAAGAGGCGCUUCUGCUUCCUGGUGGACAAGCACUGCAACUUCUCCAUCCAGACCACAGCUUUCCAUGACAAGGCUCGAGAGCUUCUGUCAGAGAACCUGAUCGGCUGGCAGGACAAAUGCAGUGACGCCACCAAUGUCCCCGACAGCGUGAUGUCCAUGAUUGAAGGUCUGCGCACUCCAGUGGCCAACACUCCUCAGGCGUCUCCGUCCCUCCAGCGCCACAGCAGGUCCAACUCGGAUGCAAUGAUUCCGGCGCCUCCGUUGCCGCCUCAGACGAGUCCUCUGGCCAGCAUGUUCAACCCAGAGUCCUCCAGACAGGAGAGAGAGUCUGACUACAACAACGAGGACAAUGGAUUGUCCAGGUCUGUGUCGAUGGCCACAGGCCUCAAUCUCACAGACAAAAGACCCAAAGUGCGCACCAUUUUCCCCCACAAGUCUGGAAACAACCAAACGCUGCUGAGCUUUGAAGAAGGAGACAUCAUCACACUGCUGAUUCCCGAUGAGAGGGACGGCUGGCUGUACGGAGAGCUGCAGAACACCAGACAGCGGGGCUGGUUUCCAUCAUCUUACUGUCGUGCAUUCACAGAGCCAGCAGUAAAUAACAGUAUUGUUGGAAACCCUCCGAUGCGCAGUAAGAGCGUGGCCAACCUCAUGCACCAGGACCCAGAGGACUACAUGAUGGCUCUGCCUCCAGCGGACUACAGCGACCCGCCCGCCAGGAGAAACUCCACCAAGAGUCUGAUGCAGACAUACACCCCACACACUGGAAACUCGGUCCCUCUGUCAAACGGGCUGCCGAAGCAUCCCAUCCUAGGGGGAGGAAAUCCAUUCGCUACGGUAAAACUUCGGCCCACGAUCACCAAUGACAGAUCAGCCCCCGCCAUCUGAUCGACACCACCGCUGGCCUUCAUGCACUACAGUGAACACACACACAUUCCCACAGGGCUCGCUGGAUUCAGACCGAGACCCUCCGCUGAGGAUGCUGGGAUUCACAGUAACACACUUAAGCACACAGACACUACAUACUGUUGAACCACUAUUUAUGCCUGUCCCCUUAAAACCUCCCCCCUCUCUCUCUCUCUCUCUCUCUGUGAGGGAGAGAGAGAGAGAUAACAUAUACUAGUUAUACAUUUUGAAUGUGUGUGUAUAUAUAGAGAAAGAAUCAAUGUAUAUGCAUUUCGCUGUAAGGAUCACUAGUCAGAGUGUCAUUCUGUAAAUACACGAGAGAUUAUGAGUGUGCUCUUAACUUUUUCAAAUCAUUGUCUAAAGUUUUUUUUAUAUAUAUAUAUAUUUACACUAGAUGGGAUCCUGCUUUAGCAGAAAGGUCCUGAUGAUAGUGAUGUGAACCGAAAUGCUGUUGAC
Messenger RNA from Rhinichthys klamathensis goyatoka, 2181 nucleotides. It is a transcript of the gene baiap2l1b, whose product is annotated as BAR/IMD domain containing adaptor protein 2 like 1b. The record is from RefSeq and is a predicted model, not a curated record. Gene Ontology annotation, molecular function: protein binding. Gene Ontology annotation, cellular component: nucleoplasm; cytosol. Gene Ontology annotation, biological process: positive regulation of actin filament polymerization; actin filament bundle assembly; actin crosslink formation. The coding region runs from base 256 to 1707 and encodes 483 amino acids. NCBI's taxonomy places the organism in Eukaryota, Metazoa, Chordata, Actinopteri, Cypriniformes, Leuciscidae. The transcript has 14 exons.